GGUUCGCUUUCGGAUUCUUCGUGCCCGUUCGUGUCAGGUAGAGCUUCGCCGUUCGGCUUUGCUGGUACGCGGGGGUAGAGCUUCGAACAAGUCGCUUGCCAUUGCCUGCCUAGGGUUUGCUUUUCCCUUCUGCAUGAAGCUUCUCCGCCUCCUCCUCCGACGUUGUUCCUGUCGGAUCCGAAGUCGCGCCGGGAGCUCGCCGCAAAGGUAACGAUAUUUCUGCCCUUUCGCGCGCUUCUUCGAUCGGGUUAACGAAAUCCGCAAAAAAGGCGGAAGAGCUCGCUGGCUGUGAAUGCAACUUUCUACCUUUCGCGCGCUUCUUUCAGGCAAAUCCCAUAAAUCCGCCGAACCGAGGGAUUUAGUAAAUCCGGGAUUUAAGCCAUAAAUCCGUAAAUCCGGGAUUUAGCCAUCGCCAGGAUUUAACGUGCGCACAAAAACCGUUUGGCUGGAUUUAGUGUAAAUCCAACUUAAAUCCCGCUGUAAAUCCGAUACCAAACAGCCCCUUAGGGUUAUGAUUUGCGGCGAGCUCCUCCGCCUUGUGCGAUCGAUUCAGGAACUUCCCUUUUAGCGGACACGACGGCCACGAUUCCAUUGAUUGUCUCUCCCAUCGUGCGCAAGUUCGCCCUCUCCAAAUUGUGCGGACAUUCUUUGUUAUUUGGCUCUUUCGGUCUCUCACUCUCAAAAGUACAUUUCUUUUCAUGAUUCUUAUGAUUUGCUGUCUAUAUUUGAAAGUCUCAAGUUAAUGAUUCAGUUGCCUUAUGGAUACUCUGGAACCAGUUCAGAAUCGCAAUAAGAGGGACAUUGAGGAACACAUGGAUGUUAGGCAGAGUAGAUACGAGGAUGAUGAUGACUGGGACAAUAUUGAGCGGAAGAAGCACCGAUCAAGCAAGUUACCGAGAUUUAAUGCUGCAGAUGUUGAGGAGCAGGACAGUGGCAGAAAGAAGAGUUCUGGAGAUAAGGAUGAAGGAAGAAAGAAGUCAGGAGGUUUAAUUCAAGCAGAUACUGCUAAUGAGGAUGACUAUGAAACUAAAAGGGAUUCACGCGCUAAAAUUGCGAGGAAGAAUGCUGUAGAGAGAUCUGAGGUGAGAUCAAAUGAAGGCUAUCAUGGUAAAGAUUUGGAAGGCAGCCAGAAAAGAAUUGAUGAUCAUGUUGACUCAAAUUCUUUGAAGAAGACAAAUUCAAGUCCCAGACAUGAGAGCCCGGAGGGCAAGGGAAGAAUCAAAGUGGACAAUCCCCCUGAGGGUGAAGCUGAGAAGGCCCAGGACCGGGAAUCCAGAUAUUCUGAUAGAAAAGAGAACACUAGAGAGAAGGGCCACAGUCAACGUGAGCAAGAAAGGAAUAUUCCAACCCGAAGGAGAUGGGAUGAUAUGGGUUAUGGGAGGAAAACUGAUGAUGGCAUUUAUAUGGAUGGAUCUGAUCCAAGGGGUGGAAAAUCUUCCGAGCAAGGGAAUCUCAAGGACAGAGCGUCUGAGCCUAGAACUGACUCAGGUCACACUAGAGGCCGGAUUGUGGAAUUCACUGGUGAAAAGAGUGUUGCUGCUAGCAGCAGAGAUGGAAAGAGGGGAGAUGUAGAGAGAAAUCGAGGCCUACUAGAGACACAAGGUGAUGAUCAUAAGGAAAUUGCUGAGUUUUUAAGACAUGAUAAGCAGGCUAAGGUACGAGCAAGAUCUCCUGCAUUGACUGAGGAAAUGGAAUGGCAUAGGUACAGUGGCAAGUCACAUAUUGAGAAAGAAGAGAAGCACAAACAACAAUAUGAUGCUCUACAUGGUAGUCAUGAUGAGGUUGAAAUCAUGGAGAGGUCUGAUGAAGAUAUACAACCACGGAUGAGGGACAAAAAUGGGAGGAACGGCAGGUAUAAUAGAUCUCCGAGUCCUGAAGGAAGCAGAAGGUAUUCCAAAGAUAUGGAAGAUCAUGAUAAAGGCAUAUCUGAAUCCGAUACUGAAAGAAACACUGCUGUUAAAGGCAAGGAUUCUCUCAAGGAUAACAGAGAUUUUAGGACUUCUAAGGGAAAAGAUGCUAGCUGGAAUGAUAGAAAUGUGGAUCGGGAAAGUUCUAAAGAUUAUUGGAGAGGUCAGUCUAAGCAGGACACUAAAGUUGUAAAUGAGUUUGAUAACAUUAGGGUAUGGGACUCACAAAGCCAUGAGCUGGUUAAAGUGGAUGGUGAUAAGCUUAAUUUUCGUCCUGGAUAUAAGAAAGACAAUAGAGUCAGGGGUGAAGGUGGUAGAUUUGAUAACUCAGAUUCAAUAGAGAUCAAGCCUAACCAUAAUCUUGAUUUUGUGAGUGAUGUGUCUGUUUCAGCAUUUUCCAUCAGGCGAGCUGAAGUUGGGUCAGCGCAUGAUAGUUCUGGGGCUGCAAAUGACGAGGAAUGGUGCUAUCAUACUGAUGAUAAGGUUAAAGUGGGGUAUGGUAGCAGUGAUGAUUUGCAGGAAAAAUUUUAUGAUGGUGUUGAUUCACCAAUGGAUCAAAUAUCUGGUAGGAAUUCCUUUGAUUCUCAGGGUGGGAAAGGAAGAGGUCUGAAGGGGCUUGUAAACUCCAACCGUGUAGGGCAGGGCCCGAAUAGUAGUACCUCUUCUCAAGCUCCAUUUGGAUAUAAUCAGGGAUCCAGUUCUUUCAAUAGAAUUUCUCAACAAGGGCAAAAGGGUGGCAAAGCUGUCAGAGGUGGAAGGGGAAGGAUGACUGGGAGGGAUGUUCAACGUGGCGGUCUUCCAAUGCAUAUGAUGGGUCCUCCGUUUGGUCACCUUGGCCUUCCUACAGGAACAAUGCAAUCAAUGGGGCCAAAUAUGCCCCCUUCAGUUGGUCCACCUCUUGGUCCAGGUGUUUUCAUUCCUCCAUUUGCUGGGCCUCUUCCUUGGUCUGCAGGUAGAGGUGUUGACAUAAAUAUGCUAGCCGCUCCGCCUAAUCUUCCUCCCAUUCCUCCUGGUCCGGCAGGACCGAGGUUUGGUCCUAAUUUGGGAGCUGGCCCAAAUCAAGUCAUGUAUUUUAAUCAACAGGGAUCUGGAAGGACCAAUUCGAAUUUGUCUGGACCCGAGUUCAAUGCCAAUGGAGCAAAUGUUCGUGAAACAUCAAAUGAUAAGGCUCCUGCAGGUUGGGGCCAAUCCAGAAUAGGCGGGCCUUCUGGUAAAGCUCCUUCAAGAGGAGAGCAGAAUGACUACUCUCAGAAUUUUGUUGACACUGGUAUGAGGCCGCAAAAUUUUAUCAGGGAGUUGGAGCUCACGAGUGUUGUGGAGGACUAUCCUAAAUUGAGGGAACUUAUUCAGAGGAAAGAUGAAAUAGUAAUCAACUCUUCUACCCCACCUUUGUACUACAAGACUGACUUACGUGAAUUUACCCUUACUCCGGAAUUCUUUGGUACCAAAUUUGAUGUUAUUCUAGUUGAUCCUCCUUGGGAAGAAUAUGUUCACCGAGCUCCUGGUAUUACUGAUCAUAUUGAGUAUUGGACAUUUGAAGAAAUACAAAAUCUUAAAAUUGAGGCUAUAGCGGACACUCCAUCAUUUAUUUUCCUUUGGGUUGGUGAUGGUGUUGGCCUUGAACAAGGUCGUCAGUGUCUUAAAAAGUGGGGAUUUCGAAGAUGUGAAGAUAUCUGUUGGGUGAAAACAAACAAAAGAAAUGCAACUCCUGGUUUACGGCAUGAUUCUCACACGUUAUUUCAGCAUUCAAAGGAGCAUUGUUUGAUGGGCAUUAAGGGUACUGUUCGUCGUAGUACAGAUGGCCAUAUUAUCCACGCUAACAUUGAUACUGAUAUUAUAAUAGCUGAAGAGCCUCCUGAUGGUUCAACCAAAAAACCUGAUGAUAUGUACAGGAUAAUUGAACAUUUUUCUCUUGGUAGAAGACGGCUUGAGCUCUUCGGCGGGGACCAUAACAUUCGUCCAGGCUGGUUAACUCUUGGGAAAGGUUUGACAUCCUCAAACUUCAAUGCCGAGGCUUAUCUUAAGAACUUCACUGACAAGGAUGGAAAGGUUUGGCUGGGAGGUGGUGGACGAAAUCCACCUCCUGAUGCUCCUCAUUUGGUUGCCACUACUCCAGAGAUUGAGAGCCUCCGACCAAAAUCGCCUCCGCAGAAGAGCCAACAGCCUCCAUCCAUGCCAUUAAUGAGCAGUUCAAGCAUCAGAAGACCAUUAGGGAGUUCCCCACAGAACCCCUCAGUCUCAUCUAUCCCCAUCUUGAACCAGGAUACAUCAACAUCUGAGUCAGGAGCUUUGGCCCCUCCUUGGUUAUCUUCGACCGGCGGUUUUAGGGAAUUGGAAAACAGUCAUAUGGGAAGCAAUGGCGAUAAAUAUGAAGGGUAUGGUCUUAGUGCUACAUUUGGUCAAGUUGUUGGAGAUCAUAUUGAAUUUGAUCCUCAAAGAACAGUUAACCUGAACAUGUAGUUGCAGGUAAUGCUUUACUGAAAUAGCAUAUAUUGGUUAUUAUUAUGGUUUUUUGGGCACUUGUAGAGCAAAGUUGUGUCAACUCCUUUAUGAUCAUGAAGAGGGAAUCAUUUAUUUGUAGAAUGAUAGUGAUGCCUUGUUAAUUUUCUAAGUUUAGGGUUUAGAUAUGCAAAUGUGGCAUCUCUAUAUGGAAAAAUGGGAACUUUGUUGGUGUUCUUGUACAUCCUUUAACGCUGUAGAAUCCUGAAUAGCAUGUCUUAAUGCCUAAGUCUUUAUGGAUGUAAUAUGCACAUAUGUUGUUACCAUUUACUUGUGCAGGUAGAGCCUCUGCUAUUUUUGUCA
Molecule: messenger RNA, 4709 nt
Organism: Dendrobium catenatum
Lineage: Eukaryota; Viridiplantae; Streptophyta; Magnoliopsida; Asparagales; Orchidaceae
Product: N6-adenosine-methyltransferase non-catalytic subunit MTB
Exons: 7
Coding region: 759-4367 (1202 amino acids)
Cellular component (GO): nucleus; RNA N6-methyladenosine methyltransferase complex
Molecular function (GO): mRNA binding; methyltransferase activity
Source: RefSeq, a predicted model, not a curated record